AUGUGCUUGAAUGUUAUUAAGGUGGCUAUCUUUCAGCGCGCUUGGUCUCAUGUGAGCGCACACGUAAUUCGUGCUGAGAAUCUUUCUGAGGUACGUGAAUCUGCCCUUGCUGCUGCUGCUGCCGCGAGUACUACUUCGAUGGGCACCAGUGGCACCAAUAGCGGCUCUUCUUUAGCGACUGCUACAACGUCUAGUAAACGUGCUAGCACUCGCCUUGCUUCCGGCUCGUCGGCUUCUUCCAGUCGACCCAUCACCGGAGGUGUACUUGGACUCAUACCAACACCACCAGGUAGCGCAGGUGCCGCCAGUGCAGGCUCAAUUGCCUCUGCUUUUUCGGCUGCUGGAUGCGGUCAAACUUACAGGGAUGCAAUGGCGCAAGCGCGUACACAACUUGCCAUCGCCGGUGGCCUUGUAGAACUAGCGACCUCCAACUAUCGUGGCGCUGCUAACUACUUCCUUAUGGCAAAUUAUGAUCACCUCGAAUCCCCUGGUCGUUAUAGUCUAAUCACGCCAUCUGACCUCGCCUAUUAUGUGACGCUUUGCUGUCUGGCCACUUUCGACAGGCCCGAAUUGGCCUGCCGUGUAAUGGGUAGUCCUAACUUUCGUCUAUUGCUCGAAGCUGAGCCGGUCUGUCGAGAAGUUCUGACUUCUUUCCAUGUACAAGCUGAUUAUGCUACUUGCCUGCAGCGUUUGCAUAGCGUCAAGGAUGUUCUUCAGUUGGAUAUCUUUCUGGCUGACCAUGUCAAUAUUCUCUGCCGUGAGAUUCGUUCUCGUGCUAUUUGUCAAUGA
This is a messenger RNA of Protopolystoma xenopodis, 789 nucleotides long. The record is from the annotation of a GenBank genome assembly. NCBI's taxonomy places the organism in Eukaryota, Metazoa, Platyhelminthes, Monogenea, Polystomatidea, Polystomatidae.